This is a messenger RNA of Sordaria macrospora k-hell, 1335 nucleotides long. The record is from RefSeq and is a predicted model, not a curated record. Lineage: Eukaryota; Fungi; Ascomycota; Sordariomycetes; Sordariales; Sordariaceae.
AUGCAGCUCGGCGCCUUCGUAAUGAGAACGAGCAGCCUGCUCUCCCGGAUAGCAGCUUCCGCCAACUUCUCCCUCGAGUCUGAUCAGGAUCAGGCCACCUUCAACCGGGCCAUAAUCUCAUGGCUCAAAAACCCCGACUCGAGCCUACCCCAUGGCCACAUUACUGGUCUCUGCUGCUCCAGUCUUCUAUCGAUCCAGUUCCCCGACGAGUCCAGAGGCAGCGACGACCUCAUCCCCGAGUUUCGGAGUUUCGUACUAGCAGCAUCUCUAGCACACCGUGGACGGAGGAACAGCAGCAAGGGCAGCAGUAGCAGUAGCUCACGCCAAAAGCAGCAGGCAUAUCCCGCACGCCACGAAUCCCGAUCUCAUCUGAUCAGGAGGCUAGAUGCUGUCCUAACCCCCCAAUAUCUCUCUAGCCUUUCCUCGGAAUCUUGCCAGGUCCUCUUCCAUCUCGUGCUUGGAGCUGUAUUGGGAAUGGGACAUUCGCCAUCGCCUUCCACCACCACCUCCUCCUUCUUCAACUCCUCCUCGUCAUCGCGUGUCGCCCCUUCGAACCUCCUCAGCUCCGAGUUCCAGCAGAGUCCAACACUAUGGCUGUCCACCAAGAACCAGCUUAUCCGCACGCUUGCCCAGGAUCUUGUCUUCCUAGGAUCCAACAAGCUAGGGAUCAGCCUCGAGGGAACGGCGGAUCUGGAGAAGCUCAUCAUUGACAUGGCGACGAGCAGGUGGAACGAGAUGGAGUCGCGCAUCUGGGUUGAUAGCAUCGGUGCUGCCGAGAAGGCCCCAAAUUCGACUGGCCAAGGACCAGCACAGCAACAACCAAUGCCAUUAUCACCACUGUACUCCCCAAGUAGAUCCUGCUGCGAUAGCAAUAGCAAAAGAAGAAGACGCUUCUCUUCUUCCUCGACAGCCGACGACGACCUAGACCAAGACCAAGACCAAGACCAAGACCAAGACCGAAACCCGCCCUACUGGGAAGAUCCCCCACCUACUCCUCCUCCGCCCACCGUCGAGCCGACGCUCAUCCCCGUGAUGCCUCCAUCAUAUCACGAUUACCAGUUUCAGUUCCAAGUGCCCGGCCAGUAUGGUACAUCAUCGUCGUCGUCGUCGUGGUCGGAGAACCCAGCAUCGUACUUGGAGAUGACGGAUGAGCCCGAGAGUUAUUACCUGGCUACUGCGAACGAGAAUAAUAAGCGGGGGAGGGCAGCGGCAGCAGCAGAUUUGGCGGCGCCACCACCACCACCACCACCACCACCACCUGUGGCAGCAAUGCCGAGAUUUCGGUUCAUGGCGAAAAGUAAAAAGGCGAUCAAUGUGGGUGGUGCGGACGAUUGA